AUGUCGAAUAACUUGAGCGAAAACGCAGUGCUCAAGCUUCAGAACGACUUGAACACUGUCCUCUCGUGGAACCCACCCUUUUUAGAGCGGGCCGCUGAUGCAGAACCUCCAUUACCCCCUGGCACGCCUCCGCAGGCCUUCUACAACAAACAUAUCUACGAAAAGCUGAUUUUGCGGCGUGUGAUGCCAUUCGGCUCCUUGGUCAACGAUCUGUCUAAUAUGGCCCAAGCACAAUUGGAAUGCAUAAUAGCGCGACUUCCUCUGGACUCCGUUCUCCCAAGCGAGGCAUUCACGGAGUUUCGCGAGGAUAGGCCAGAUAUGGAGAUACUCACCCCAGAAGAGCUAGCCGAACUCUAUUCGAAGUCUCUUGCUCCGAUAUGCGGCGGCCUUGCGACCAAAAUCAUGCUCCCCCAAACGUCCAAUUGGGACAAUGCCUUUGAGUGGGCUCGAUGGGCUCCCGCAGACAAAACUCCGAAUGGAAUGGAUGACAAUAGCUGUAUCUUCUUUCUUCAGGACGAGUCCGGAAAGCUCCGUCUCUUUGGCGAUCAUUCGGAAACAAUGAAGCCAAAGUUGCGCGAAGAUUUAGAACAAGUCAUAGCGUUCACCCUGAAGAUUGGCACUUGGGUAUUCUUGUCACUCACAGAAGAGUCACAAGAGCUAUUAGCGGGUAUGGGUGGGCUUUCGUUGCGGGAGACUUUCGAAUACAGUGCUUGCAAAACCAUAUAUCCUGCUUCUAUCGGCAUACUAUCAAGAACGAUACCCCAUGACGCACCAUCUAAUCCAUGGACACUUCCGACCACCAACGCUCCAAUUUCUGUAAGCAGUCCCGUGUGCUCUUUCUUAAUGAUGACAUCCUAUUCAAGCAUUCGAACGUUGACCGUGUUCUUCGAGCGACAACGGUUGCUGCAUCCAGAAUGGCUUGAGAAAAAUAUCCCCCAUUAUUCAACAUCUCUCACUCCAGACUCCCUCGUCCAGCUUGCAUGGGCCAAAGCAGUCGAGACGGACUCGACCAUGAUAGUAUUCAACUGCGGCAAUCAUGAGCGAAUCGCCGUCCGCCACCGAGAAACGCAGACGCUUUACAUUUCGGAACUGUACGAUAUCACCAAGUGCGAAAAUCCAGGAUACAUCAAGCUCCAUGUGGGCUUAUACCUUGCACAGAUUUACGACGCCAUUGCUCGAGCUAAAGCCACGCGCCAGCAAACAGAGCCUCGUCGAAGCAGUCGGAAACGUCCGAAUACUGAGGAUAUUACCCCAUCUUUGCCACCCACCAAACGCUUGAAGCGAAACUUGGAGAAGUUAUCAUCACAGCGGCCGAUGGAGCUUGCCAGCCAGCGUGACAUGAUGUUACUGCACAUGCAGUAUGAUAUUUACCAUUCUCCAGCGCCAGCCUCGUUUAUUCGAGCAACACCGUGUCUUACCCACAAGACCAUGACCGUGCGCAAAGCAGGAUACGUUCCACCAAUUAAACGCUCUUAUGAGAUACAUGAAUGUUUCGAGGUCAUCAUCACAAGCCAGAUCGGCAGAGGUGCAACCGGAAUAGUUCACGGAGCAACAGCUCGUCUGGCAACUAAAGACGGAAAAACGCUUAUCGAGGAGAAUCUCGUCGUCAAAUUGGCAUUCAGAAAGCAGCCUCAACGGCGAAUGCGACACGAAUACGAAGUUUACAAACAUCUGAUGGAACAUGGUGUCACUGGUGUCCCCCGCGUCUACGGGCUAUUUGAGGACCUCGAAGGAGGAGCUAUCGCACUCGUCAUGAAUAACUGUGGGCAAACCUUGUACGAUUCACGUCCAGACAAAACCAAGACACGAACAUUUGUUACUCCAGCCCAGCGGAAGCGCUUCACCGAGAUUCUUGGAAACGUACAUCGUGCUGGAGUCCGUCACUAUGACAUCCGGGCCGAAAAUCUCAUGAUUGACUCCGCUGGGGAGGCAUUCAUAGUCGAUUUUGACCGUGCGCGUUUGAAUCCGGAGCGAAGGGAAGAAAAACUGGGAGAUGGGAAUCCUGCAAAGGCUCAUGGACGGCAUCCACCAUGA
Molecule: messenger RNA, 2034 nt
Organism: Mycena indigotica
Lineage: Eukaryota; Fungi; Basidiomycota; Agaricomycetes; Agaricales; Mycenaceae
Product: Protein kinase domain-containing protein
Exons: 5
Coding region: 1-2034 (677 amino acids)
Biological process (GO): protein phosphorylation
Molecular function (GO): ATP binding; protein kinase activity
Source: RefSeq, a predicted model, not a curated record